Messenger RNA from Protobothrops mucrosquamatus (brown spotted pit viper), 2442 nucleotides. RefSeq names its product gamma-aminobutyric acid type B receptor subunit 1 (gene GABBR1). NCBI's taxonomy places the organism in Eukaryota, Metazoa, Chordata, Lepidosauria, Squamata, Viperidae. The coding region runs from base 16 to 2442 and encodes 808 amino acids. Gene Ontology annotation, molecular function: G protein-coupled GABA receptor activity. Gene Ontology annotation, biological process: gamma-aminobutyric acid signaling pathway; G protein-coupled receptor signaling pathway. The transcript has 18 exons. The record is from RefSeq and is a predicted model, not a curated record. Gene Ontology annotation, cellular component: membrane; G protein-coupled receptor heterodimeric complex.
GGGGCGCUUUUCCCCAUGACCGGCGGCUGGCCGGGGGGCCAAGCCUGCCUGCCUUCCGCCCAGAUGGCCCUCGAGGACGUCAACAGCCGAAGGGACAUCCUGCCCGACUACGAGCUGCGUCUCGACCACCGCGACAGCGAGUGUGAACCUGGUGUGGCCACUAAAUUUCUGUAUGAGCUCCUCUACAAUGACCCCAUCAAGAUCAUCCUUUUGCCGGGCUGCAGCAGUGUUUCCACCUUGGUGGCCGAGGCUGCACGCAUGUGGAAUCUCAUUGUGUUGUCCUAUGGCUCCAGCUCACCAGCUCUUUCCAACCGCCAGCGUUUCCCCACCUUUUUCCGCACGCACCCAUCCGCCACGCUGCACAAUCCCACCCGUGUGCAGCUCUUCAAGAAAUGGAGCUGGACGAAGAUUGCCACAAUACAGCAGACCACAGAGGUGUUUACAUCGACUUUGGAUGAUCUGGAGGAACGAGUCAAAGAGGCUGGGAUCGAAAUAACUUUUCGACAGAGCUUCUUCUCUGAUCCUACUGUGCCUGUCAAGAAUCUCAAGCGUCAGGACGCUCGCAUUAUCGUUGGGCUGUUUUACGAGACUGAGGCACGAAAGGUUUUCUGUGAGGUAUAUAAGGAGCGUUUGUUUGGAAAGAAAUAUGUCUGGUUCCUGAUUGGCUGGUAUGCUGACAACUGGUUCCGCAUCAAGGAUGCAAACAUUAAUUGCACGGAAGAAGAGAUGAGGGAGGCGGUGGAGGGACACAUCACCACGGAGAUCGUCAUGCUGAACCCAGAAAACACCCGCAGCAUCUCUAAUAUGACAUCAGAGGAAUUCAUUGAGAAACUGACAAAGCGUGUAGAGAAAUCUCCGGAAGAGACUGGGGGUUUCCAGGAAGCCCCAUUGGCUUAUGAUGCCAUCUGGGCACUAGCCCUUGCGUUGAACAAGACCUCAGCUGAACUGGUAAAGAAAGGGCUGCGUCUUGAAGAUUUCAAUUACAACAACCAAACCAUUACAGACGAGAUCUACCGAGCACUCAACUCUUCAGCUUUUGAGGGGGUCUCGGGACAUGUGGUCUUUGAUGCCAGUGGCUCUCGGAUGGCCUGGACCCUCAUUGAGCAGCUUCAGGAUGGUGUCUAUAAGAAGAUUGGCUAUUAUGACAGCACCAAGGAUAAUCUCUCCUGGUAUAACAAUGACAAGUGGAUUGGUGGUGUCCCACCAGCAGAUUAUACUAAGGUCAUCAUCACCUUCCGGUACCUUUCCCAGAAGCUCUUCAUUUCUGUUUCGGUGCUCUCAAGUUUGGGUAUCCUGUUGGCCAUCAUUUGCUUGGCCUUCAACAUCUACAAUGGGCAUGUCAGAUACAUCCAAAACUCACAGCCAUAUCUCAACAAUAUGACAGCUGUGGGCUGUGCACUGGCCCAGGCAGCUGUCUUCCCACUUGGGUUGGAUGGCCUUCACAUCAGCAGAGACCUCUUCCCUUUUGUUUGCCAGGCUCGGCUUUGGCUCUUGGGUUUGGGUUUUAGCCUUGGCUAUGGCAGCAUGUUCACCAAAAUCUGGUGGGUACAUACCGUCUUCACCAAAAAGGAAGAGAAAAAAGAACGACGGAAGACUUUGGAACCCUGGAAACUCUAUGCCACCGUUGGAUUGCUGGUUGGGCUUGAUUUUGUCAUCUUGGCUAUCUGGCAAAUAGUUAACCCACUGAAACGCACAACAGAGGAAUUUACCAAAGAGGAGCCGAAAAGUGACAUCGACGUGCUGAUCUUACCCAAACUGGAGCACUGCAGUUCGGAAAGGAUGAACACUUGGCUGGGCAUCUUCUACGGCUUCAAAGGGCUGCUCCUGCUUUUAGGCAUCUUCCUGGCCUAUGAGACAAAGGGAGUCUCCACAGAGAAGAUCAAUGACCACCGGGCUGUGGGCAUGGCAAUAUAUAAUGUGGCUGUGCUGUGUCUUAUCACGGCCCCCGUGACCAUGAUCCUCAGCAGUCAACAGGAUGCUGCCUUUGCCUUUGCCUCACUUGCCAUCGUCUUCUCCUCUUAUAUCACCCUGGUUGUGCUGUUUGUGCCCAAGAUGCGGCGUCUUAUCACCCGGGGAGAAUGGCAGUCCGAGCAGCAAGACACCAUGAAAACUGGCUCCUCCACCAACAACAACGAGGAGGAGAAAUCACGGAUGUUGGAGAAGGAGAACCGUGAACUGGAGAAGAUCAUUGCCGAGAAAGAAGAGCGUGUCUCAGAGCUCCAGCAGCAGCUGAAAGAUCGGCAGCAACUCCGUUCCCGGCGGCGCUCCUCCAACUGCGCGGCUGACAACCAUUUCAACAACUCAGCUUCCGCUUCAGCAGCCACUGGCCCCAACCUUUACCAGCCCAGCCUGCCACUUGUCCGUUGCCUGGUGGCUGAGCAGGCUGACAAGCUGGGACGCAACAAUUGUGAUGGGAGCCGUGUCCACCUGCUCUACAAGUGA